Messenger RNA from Exophiala viscosa, 1028 nucleotides. RefSeq lists its product as uncharacterized. The transcript has a single exon. The record is from RefSeq and is a predicted model, not a curated record. Bases 284 to 988 code for a protein of 234 amino acids. NCBI's taxonomy places the organism in Eukaryota, Fungi, Ascomycota, Eurotiomycetes, Chaetothyriales, Herpotrichiellaceae.
AGCUUCCUGUACUAUACGAGGUGUAUGUGUCACCCCAAGCCGUGCUGGUCCCAGUCAACAUAUACCUCAACAUCGCACCCACGGUAGGCAGGCACAAUACGAAGACUUUUGACUACCGCUCCCAUUUUCCAACCCACCUUGCUACUAAACAUGACUACUCUUUACCGUACCCUGUACCCGUCUCCCUCCGCCAACUCGCACACGACCAGCUUCCAAGCCUCUACAGAUCCUCGCCCUAGGCCUCCCCCGAAGUGGUACAGACUCCCUCCGUCAAGCCCUCCCGAUGCUGGGCUACACCAACAUCUUCCAUGGCUUUGAACUGCCCUCAACCCGAGCAAACGACUGUAUCAUCUGGGUCCCAUUACUCCAAGCCAAAGACCGUGGAGACAUAUCGACGGUCGAGGCCUUUGACUUCGACACUGUCCUAGGUGAUUGUGACUGCGUCUUGGACGCACCACCCUGCAUAUUUGCCAAAGAACUUCUCGACUUCUAUCCGCACGCCAAAGUGAUCCUGAACCGAAGGAGAGAUGUCGACGUGUGGCAUCGCAGUAUGAUCGAAGCCGUAAAUGCAUUGCUGAACAAUUGGAUCUUGUGGACCUUAUCCUUCUUCGACGCGCAAUUGUUUUGGUGGUUCUGGACACCGACGUUGUGUUUCAAGAUCCUGGCCAACGGUAAAUUCGAGCAGAUCGGCAAGCAAGUCGCGCGUGAUCAUUAUGAUGGUCUGGAGGCCAAAUUGCAAGAGGACGGCAGAGACUAUUUGAAUUGGGAAGUCACAGAAGGUUGGGCGCCCCUUUGCAAGUUUCUCGACCGCAAAGUGCCGUCGAAGCCCUUCCCUUCAGGGAACAAGUCCGGAAAAGAGUUCGAGAAGAACAUGAUAAAGGCGAUAGAAAGAAUGGUUAAGCGAGCUGCACUCAAAGCGUUCUCAGUCUUCGUCGUGCUCUCUUGCAUGGCAGUGCUGGUCUGGUGGACACGAUUGCCCGGUCAUUAAUACGUAUUCUGGUAGCUAGCCGCCCUAUCAUAUAGUGAAU